Oikopleura dioica is the source of this 816-nucleotide messenger RNA. Lineage: Eukaryota; Metazoa; Chordata; Appendicularia; Copelata; Oikopleuridae. The record is from the annotation of a GenBank genome assembly.
AUGCUGUCAUCAAUAGCUUCUGCUGCAGAAACUACCAAUCAAUAUCUACAAACUUCGCUAAAAGUACCAUCAGAAGCAACACGUGAAUAUUUCCCUGAUGAAACGUCGCAAUCAAAUUAUUUCACUACAACAACUGAACUUUUCUUUUCAACGCAGGCUACCGAUACUACUACUUUCUUAGAGACACAAAAUGACAUCAAAACAACCCCAUAUUCAAUCAUAUCACAGUCAACUCCAGAUCCUACUGCAGAGUCAACAUCUCAAGCAACGACCCCUUCGACGAAUUCGAUACCAACGACUUCAGCAGGAGUCGCCUAUAGCACUAUCGCACCAACGACCACUACAGAUGGAUUCACAACAGUUGUGGAUAACUCAUUAAAACCUGGAAAGUAUUUUAUUGAGUCUGAAGCUGGAAAAAUACUUUCAAGAAUAGUUUGGUACACAUCUCUUGGUGAAAAGAAUUGCGUUGGUCACAGUGAAGGAAAAAAAGAGGCAUAUGUUGUUGAAAAGGAUGCUGAUGGCUUCUAUAUUAUAAAAACUGAAAAUAACAGCAUCAUGAAAAAUCCUAUCGAGUAUUGGAAAAUAGUGGAAAUGUGGAGUAGUGGCAACAAUUACGUUAUCUUAGAAAAAAGUGAUCACACUAAAUGGAUGGUUGACGAAGUAGAAGAUAUGGACGGCUUCUUUUAUAUUCGAAAUUCAAAACCAGCAUACGGUGAAGAUGAUGUUGUUGCGAUUACCAACAACAGCCCGAUAGCCUUGAGAUUAUAUUCUUCAGUGGGAAGUGUUAACAGAGUAAAGUUCAUUCCAUAUUCAUAA